Sorex fumeus (smoky shrew) is the source of this 7257-nucleotide messenger RNA. It is a transcript of the gene BRD10, whose product is annotated as bromodomain containing 10. The record is from RefSeq and is a predicted model, not a curated record. Lineage: Eukaryota; Metazoa; Chordata; Mammalia; Eulipotyphla; Soricidae. Bases 272 to 6580 code for a protein of 2102 amino acids. The transcript is spliced from 8 exons. Gene Ontology annotation, molecular function: protein binding.
GGGAGAGGAGGGCGCCUCGGCUCUCCUCUUCUCUCCCCCCUCCCCCGCGCCAUGUAACCCCGCCCCGCGGGCGGCGAGCGCGAGACCCCCGCACGCGGCGAGCCGGCCGCCGGCGAGAGCGAGGCCCGAUGCGGCCGGGGCUGCGCGGCGCGGCCGAGCCCUGAGGCGGCGGCCCGCGCCCUCGCGUCCCCCGGCGCCUCGAGCGGCCGCUCCGCGCCGUCCCGCCCGGGCCUGCCGGGCAGGCACGAGCGAGUCCGAGCCUGCCGGGGCGAUGGGGCCGGCCGGGGAGGAGGAGCGGCCGCCGCCGCCGCCGGCAGCCGAGGACGGGGACGACGACGACGACGACGAGGUGGCGGCGACGCCGGGGCCGGCCCGCGGGCGCGGCAGCCCGGCGCGGGAGGAAGCCGGCAGCCCGGAGGCGGCGGCGGCGGCGGCGAGGGGGCUCGGGGGCGGCGGCUGCCCGGAGCAGGAGCGGACCUACGAGCUGCAGCAGGGCUACCGCAUCCUGGGCGAGUUCCUGCAGGAGAAGCACCGGGGCCUCACCGCCCCCUUCCUGCAGCCCUCGGGGGGCGGCGCCCCCGGGGGGGAGGAGGAGGCCGCCGAGGGGCCGCGCGGCGGCGCCCGGGGCGCCCGAGCCCUCCCGCAGCCGGGCGGCCGGGACGUGUGUCUGCUGAAGAUGGAGGAGAAGUUCGCCCGCGGCCAGUACGGGAGCAUCACCGAGUUCGUGGCGGACUUCAGGUCGAUGCUGGAGGCGUGUUACCGCACGCACGGCGUGGACCACUGGGUCUCCAAGCAGGGCCAGAAGCUGGAGAUGAUGCUGGAGCAGAAGUUGGCGCUCUUGUCCCGGCACUUGAGAGAAAAGACAACGAUAGCAGUUACAUCUAGAGGCUAUUAUGGAUUGGAGGAUGAAAAGGGAACUGCAUGUACUUCAACAAGGCGCCGGUCAACAUCACGAAGUUUGGCAGGCUUGACAAGUGGAGUUUUUGAAUCUAUAAUGGUUCAAGUUUUGAGACAGGAAGAGCAGCUGAGAGCAAAAGAAGAAAAAAGGCUUCGGGAGCAAGAAAGAAAAGAAGCAGAAGAAGCUAGUCAAAAGGAAAUAGAGGAAUGGGAAAGAAAACUUCUAGCUCAAGCAUUGCCAACUUGUAUGGAGACCAUGUGGGAAAUUCCAGCAAUCGGACAUUUCCUUUGUUUAGCCCAACAAAUUCUAAAUUUGCCAGAAAUAGUCUUUUAUGAAUUGGAACGUUGUCUUCUGAUGCCUCAGUGCAAUGCUUUUCUAUCCAAAAUAAUGACUUCUCUAUUAAGUCCUCCUCAUCGAAGACCUACCUUACAUCGAAGACCUACUUUGCCUUAUAGGACCUGGGAAGCAGCACUGAGACAGAAAGUACAGCAGUGGUACACUGCUGUAGGGCAGACAGAAAAUCCUGAUAACUGUGCUGAAAAACUUGGGUUGUGUCCUCAGUUUUUUAAAGUUCUUGGAGAAGUUAAUCCCUUGGAAGAAAAACCUUUUCACGAACUACCUUUCUACCAAAAAGUGUGGCUACUUAAGGGUCUUUGUGAUUUUGUGUAUGAAACACAGAAAGAAGUUCAAGAUGCUGUACUUGGACAGCCUAUUCAUGAAUGCAGGGAAGUUAUCCUUGGCUAUGAUUAUUUGGAGAAUGCUUAUGUCCAUUUCCCACAGUUCUGUGGUGCCGAUGUACGGAUUUAUAAACAACGACCUUUUCAGGCCCCAGAAUUUCCAGUUCCACCAAUAAAGAUACAAAGAGUACCUCGAAUUAAACUGGAGAAAUUGAAGUGUGACUAUGUUAGUACUAGUAAUGGAGAACACAGGUGUACUGGAGAAGGUCUGCCCUCUGCCUACCAAAAAGAGCAAGGAAUUAAUUUUGAUUCAACUUGCUGCCCUGCUAAAAUGAGCUUGGAUAAUCAUGAUCUCUCUGUUGAAAUGGAAGUAAAAUCCAACUGUGAAAUAAGAAUUCGUAGGCUCUGCGAACUUAAAAAAAGUGAUUGUUUUAAAGAAAAUUUAGAGAAACCAGGGAGUCCAGGGGAAGUUACUGGCUUUGGAGAGCCCCUCAGUCCAGGUGAAAUAAGGUUUAUAGAAAAUCAGGAAAAAUAUGGCGAAGCUUCCAGAGUAAAGCCUGAACCCAGUCCAUUGAAAGAAAAUGCUCUAAAAUCUUGCCAGAUUCAUGUAAAUGGAAGUCACAGUGACCAUCCAGAAAUUAACUGCCACAAAGUUGUGAGGGAUUUUUUAUUAGAGCAGUCACUACAGAGCCACAAGAAAUUCAAACUAACUAAAAUGAGAGCAAAAAAGAAGAAAAAGAAAAAAAAGAAACUGAAAGAUGUUCUGAAUGAAAAUUUACAGAGAAAGCGUGAAGGUCUUCAUUCUCUUGCAUUCAAGUCUUAUAAACCUGAGAUCCAGAAUAAGUUAUUGAUCAUCAAAAAGAAAGCAAAACACAAGAAGCACAAAUCUGGGAAAAAAUCCAUAUCUAAAAAAGCAAUCACAAAGAAGAGGAAAACUGUCACAAAGUCACCUACUGUACCAGAAUUUCAGCUUAUUUGCACUAAUCUUGAUGAACUCAGGGAAUUAAUCACAAAAAUCGAGAAUGAACUCAAAGAUCUGGAAAACAGUAGAAAAAAAUCGGGCAAAUGGUAUCAUCGGAGACAAGCUGUAAAAGAGUUGCACAGUACAUUGAUUCGUCUCUUAAAUGAAUUGCUGCCAUGGGAACCAAAAUUAAUGAAAGCUUUUCAAAGAAACAGGAGUCGGCUAAAGAAAGAUUAUGAUGAUUUCAGGAGACAACCUGAUCAUGAUAAAUUUACUAGAGAACUGUGGACUGCUGAAGAAAGUGAAGGGGAUCCUGGAAAAGAAUCUCCUAAAGUAGAAAUCAGUAAGUCUGCUGAUUCAGCGGAACUUCUAGAUAUCCUGGAGAAGGAUCACUUUGACUCAGAUGAUAUGAAAUUGUCAGAAGUAGAUUUUCCUGUGGUCAGAAGCAAGUUGUUGAAAAAGGAAUUGCCUUCUAAAGAUGUAUCAAAGACACUGCCUAAAACACUUAAAAGACAGUCAAAACAAACUCUUCAUCUGGAUGAUAGCACAAAAGAGCUUUCACCGAGGAAGAAAGCAAAGUUAAGCACAAAUGAAACAACAGUUGAGAAUGUAGAAGGCGAUAUGCAGAUUGACUGUUCGAAUGAAUCAAAGCGUACAGAGCCACUGUCUCCAGAAUCCUUUGCCUCACCGGAUUCAACACCAGUGUCUACUCUUCAGAAAGGGACCAAACCUAUUCAGGCCUUGCUUGCAAAGAACACUGGGAACAAAGUGACCUUAACAAAUCAACUGCCCCCUUCCACAGGUAGAAAUGCCCCUGCUGUGGAAAAGCCAGUUACAUCUCCUCUGGAAACAAGCCCUAUAAAGCCAGCAUUGACCUGCCAUGCCAGUACAAAAGGGCCUUUACAGAUGGUAUACAAAACUCCCUGUGGCCAGUGGUUGCCCAUAGAUCUUCAUAAUAGUUCUGUAAAGAUUCAGAUGCAGCCUGUGCUGGAUCCGAAAACGGGAGAAAAAGUGAUGCAGCAGGUUCUAAUUCUGCCUAAGAAUUUUGUGAUUCAGCACAAAGAAGGGAAAGCAGCUACAAAAGAAAUACCAUUAGUUCAACAAAAAGGUUCAGAACAACAUUGUUCAUCUUUCCCACAAACAGCAAAUGCGCAUUCUUCUUCAUCAUCAGUUCUUGUGAACUCAGCAGGAACUGUUUCUACUCCGCCACCUAGUACAGUUUUAAACAAAACAGUUACAUCUUCGUCAAAUGUGAGUAGUGCUAGACCACAGCCUUUGUCCCCUGUAACCUCUGUAAGUAAUUUAUUAACACCACUAGUUAAGGCUAGCCAGAGUGAGGCAGGAAAAGUCAAGAAUGCAGUUUCAGCAGCCACAUUCCCGCAGCCCAUUGCCUCACCCACCAUUUCCUCAACAGUUCACCCUUUGUUAUCAACAAGGACACUAAGUGGAUCUACAAAUACUGCAAGUUCCCUCAGCUCUUUUCCACAACAAACUGCUGAUUCUUCUGAAGCAAAGCAAGAACUGAAAACUGUGUGCAUAAGAGAUUCACAGUCAAUUCUUGUUAGGACACGAGGUGGGAACACUGGAGUUGUAAAAGUACAGACCAAUCCAGAUCAAAGUUCACCCAGCAGUUUAUCUUCAGGUUCAGUUUUCACUUUCGCUCCUCAGCUUCAGGCAUUUCUAGUGCCAAAACCAACAACAACAUCAUCCUCUGCCUUCUCACCAAUUGCGGGAACAGCUACAACAUCUAGUCUCUCAUCUUUUUGCCAAACGUCAGCUUCUGCUUCAAAUCCAACCAGCUUUAAUCCACCCGUAGGGACAAGUAUCAAUCUUCCAUUAGGCCAUCCUUCCUGUGGUGGUAAUCUGAGUCACAUGAUAGAUAAAAAUUCACAGGUGCCCUCUUCUCCCUUGAAGUCCUCUGUCUCUUCUAAUACUCUACUACCAACGACAGCAAGUAGUUCAGUAAGUGUAAUUAGCCUGACAGCAGGAAGUUUUGGACAAGCCAGUGCAAAUGUCAUCCAUACUAAACAGCCACAAGUAGAUCACGUCACAAAAAAUAACCCUGUAACAAGAUCGGAAGCAGCAGCAGCAACAAAUGGAAAUGUGAUCAAUGGAACUCCGGUUCAGAAACUUAGGCUAGUGUCAACUCCGUCUGCUCUUUCUUCUGGCGGCGGGACUGCAAUUAAUGUGACCCCUGCACCAACAUCUGCAGGCGUUUCUGCCCAGAAAUUCGUUUUUUUUAAUGCCCCAAUACCCAGUGGCACUUCAACCCCUACUGUUGUGACAGAAUCGUUGAUAAAAACUCUUCCUUCUCCCUUGACUAAAACAUACGUGAAGACUCCAGAACAACCCCAGAUCGUACUAAUUCCAUCUACAGUAGGAACACCAAUAAAAAUAAAUCCAUCCCCAACUGUGUCUCAGAUCAAAGAUGUGAAAGUUGGACUAAACAUAGGUCAAGCAAUUAUUAAUUCUUCAGGCACUGUGCCGUCUAUCCCACCAAUUAACAUCCUGCAAAAUGUAACCCAAAAAGGAGAAGAAAAAAGUAACAAGGGCUAUGUUUUGCCAUUGUCAACAAGUGGUAAUUCAGUUCCAGUAUCAAAUUUCGUGAGUCAAAAUAUUACUCCAGUUAACGAAUCAGUGGUUUCUGCAGCAAGAGCAGUAAAUGUGCUCUCAGUAACAGCAGCAAACGUAUCUUUGGGUUCUCUUUCAGUGACCUCAACCUCUGCUUCAGUUGGGGCAGCACCUCCUGUUUUAGUCAGUGGAAACGAUACCUCUUCAAGAAUGAUGCCUAUUUUGUCAAAUAGAAUUUGCACAUCAAAUCUCGGAAACACUGUGGCUAUCUCAACUGUGAAAACGGGACAUCUUGCAUCAUCUGUUCUGAUUUCAACUACACAACCCACAGUGUCUCCUAAAUGUUUAACAUCAGCUUUACAAAUCCCUGUUACUGUUGCCUUGCCCACACCUGUGACUGUAGCCCCCAAAGUAAUCAAUACUGUUCCACAUGCAGCGACAGCGCCAGUGCCGGGAGUCACGCGUUCUGUAUCUCUUUCUAAAAGACAAUCUAGGACUUGUGUCCAGUUUCAGUCACCAGGGAUUUCAACUACAGUGCCAACAAAUAUAAACACAAAUAAACCUCAGACUGAAUUGCCGUCCCUUUCACUAAGUCCAGGUAAAAUAAUUAAUAUUUCUAAUUUUGCUUCUCUGCCAAACCAGCAAAUGUCUCCUGCUUUAGCAAAACCAUCGUCCAGUUACAGUCCUACUCCAGGUGGUUCUGCCAUUCACAGUGCUACAGCAGCAUCAAAUGUAACUAGUGUGGUAGGGGGUCAGUUUAGUGAACCUUACAUUCAGCAAAAAAUAGUCAUCAACACUAAUACACCUUUGGCACCUGGUACCCAGAUCAUGAUUAAUGGAACCCGGUUUAUUGUUCCCCCACAAGGCCUUGGGGCUGGCAGUCAUGUUCUCCUCAUAUCUACUAAUCCAAAAUACGGACCUCCCUUAAUUCUUAACAGUGCCCAAGGCAUCCAAGCUACACCUGUAGAUAAUCCUACCCAGAAGAUCACACUACCAUCAAACAAUUCCUUAACUGGGCAGCCUGUAAAACAUUCUCCAAAAAGCUCUACGAAAAUUGUAAACUCUCUUGGAAAUGCAAGUUCUUUACCCACAGUACCUACAACGCCACAAAUCAUAAACACAACUGCUAAAAUUUCUAUUCCACCUCCUGCACCAGUGGUAUCAAUGACUUCAGUAAUUAAGUCUCCUCCUGCUACUCUUUUGUCUAAGUCGUCUUUGGUUUCUGCCAUCUGCUCUAAUAAUCCUCCACUGCCGAGUAGCACUUCAGUGUUUCAUUUGGACACAUCUGUCAAAAAGUUGUUGGUGAGCCCAGAAGGCGCCAUUUUAAAUACCAUAAAUACCCCCGCAUCUAAGGUUUCUUCACUAUCUUCAUCUCUCUCUCAAAUUGUUGUAUCUGCCAGUCGGAAUUCUGCCUCGGUCUUCCCUGCUUUUCAGUCACCUGGCUUAGAGAAGCCUGACACAGCUGCGUCUUGAAUUUAGACUGAGCGAGCCAGUUUUUAAAUAAUGGGGCAUUGUUUUGACUCCCAUAAAAGUUUUAACUGUUUAUUAUACUGUUGAAAGCAUACUAUACAUAGUUGUGUGUAUGUGUGUGCGCGUAUGUGUGUGUGUGUGUGCGUGUGUUAAUGUAUCUUUUUCAUUAGCUUGCAAUAAAGGUUUUGUUUAGGGGAGAGAAAAAUUUGUUCCAUUUCACUCCUUAGUAUGAGUAUGUUUUCAAAGGUUGUUCAUUAAAAUAGAUGGUGAGGAUUUAACCUUUCUGUAUAACAUAAAUUGAGCAAAGUCAAGUUUGACUAGAUUGAGUAAGCUAGCCUCUCGCACUCUUGCAUUGAUGUUUUCAUUGAAUUUGGACUAUUGCAAUGUAUCUAUGAUAUGGUAUUCAGUGUCAUUAGUGAAAUAUUAUUUUUGUUUCUGUAAAAAUAUAUAUAUUUAUGCAUUAUGAAAAUGCAAUCCAUCGUGUAAAAUUGUACAUAUUCCUAAAUCCCUAACAACCUGUACUAAACUAUAUGUACAAAGAACUAUGCUGUCUUAUUUAUGUUUUGUUUACAUAAUGUAUAGUUUUUUAAGUAUUUUAGUAAUUUUGGACCAGUGAACUGUUAGCAACAGUGCAGAAGAAUCUGCAUGUAAUAAACUGAGUUGCUGUAUUUCUUUGGUUU